Necator americanus (New World hookworm) is the source of this 366-nucleotide messenger RNA. RefSeq lists its product as uncharacterized. NCBI's taxonomy places the organism in Eukaryota, Metazoa, Nematoda, Chromadorea, Rhabditida, Ancylostomatidae. The record is from RefSeq and is a predicted model, not a curated record. Bases 1 to 366 code for a protein of 121 amino acids. The transcript has 2 exons.
AUGUCGUCGCUACGUCGCGCCGAACCGCGACCAUCUCUACAACGCUUGGCACCGGUAUUGGAGGAGGACGGCGACGAGGAUGAGGAGUCCGGAGACGAUCGGAACAGUUUCGAGGAGAACGACUGCGAUAUGUUACAGACACGAUCACGUCGCAUGUUGGAUGGAGUUCAGAGUCGACAUUUACUAUCCACAUCGUACGCAAACACGACAAUCGUUGCGAUGCCUGGACCAUCGUCGACGUCGACGUCACGCGGCGUCACCGGACGCCGUCGUGCGUCCGCUUUUGUGCGACGUGUUUCGAUGGCGAUUCCGACGCUCACUGCCGAUCCGGUCCCGUUUUCAGCUGUAAGUAUCGUUUUGGAAUAG